Molecule: messenger RNA, 4786 nt
Organism: Scophthalmus maximus (turbot)
Lineage: Eukaryota; Metazoa; Chordata; Actinopteri; Pleuronectiformes; Scophthalmidae
Gene: pnpla7b
Product: patatin-like phospholipase domain containing 7b
Exons: 33
Coding region: 16-3963 (1315 amino acids)
Biological process (GO): lipid metabolic process
Cellular component (GO): endoplasmic reticulum
Molecular function (GO): phosphatidylcholine lysophospholipase A1 activity
Source: RefSeq, a predicted model, not a curated record
AAAGAAAGUGGAGACAUGAAGUUGUGCCUGUUGUUCCUUUGUUUGACGUUUAAGAGCCUGGUUCCACUCGGCAGUGAGAUCGGGGCCAGGAUAAAGCAAAUGGUGGAAGAAAGGACAGAAGUCAACAUGUGGACGGCCGUGCUGAUUGGAUCUGUGACCGUGAUGUCAGUCAUUGGCGUGGUCGUGUUCCUUCUUUAUCGACGCUACAAACGGUCAAAGGAUGAGGCUGGUGGUACUCAUUAUCGCUUCAGGAAGAGAGACAAGGUGAUGUUCUAUGGCCGAAAGAUCAUGAGAAAGGUUAAGACGUUGUCUUCAGCCCCUGCCUCUAACACAAGCUUGGCCUCUCGGCAGAGAGUGAGGAAGAGGACCAAAGUCCUGUCAAUAGCUCACAAGAUCCUACGUAUCCGGAGGGAGCCCCCCACCCUGCAACCCAAGGAGCCCCCUCCCUGUCUGCUGGAGGCUGACCUGACUGAGUUCGAUGUACAGAACUCCCAUCUCCCCUCUGAGGUGCUGUACAUGUUGAAAAAUGUCAGGGUGCUCGGCCACUUUGAGAAGCCUCUUUUCCUGGAGCUGUGUCGUCACAUGGUGCUGAUUCCCCUGCACCAGGGAGAGGGACUCUUCCGACCAGGCGACACUGAUGACAGUAUUUAUGUGGUUCAAGAUGGCCGCUUGGAGCUGUGCAUCCAUGAGAGUGAUGGUACAGAUGCAGUGGUGAAGGAAGUUUUACCGGGAGACAGUGUUCACAGUCUGCUCAGUAUCCUGGACAUCAUCACUGGAUAUCCAGCACCCUACAAGACAGUGUCAGCAAAAGCUGCGGUUCCCUCCACUGUCCUGCGUCUUCCAGCUGCAGCCUUCCAGUCUGUUUUUGAGAAAUAUCCAGAGACUCUUGUUCGAGUCAUUCAGAUAAUCAUGGUGCGCCUUCAGAGAGUGACCUUCCUCGCCUUACACAACUACCUUGGCCUGACCACUGAGCUUUUCAACCCGGAGAGUCAAGCCAUCUCCUUGGUGUCAGUGACCCAUGUUCUGGGUGAGACUCAUUCCCUCAGAGGCCUCCGCAGGCAGCCGUCCCACUCCGAUGAUCUGGGCUCCGAAAAAGCUGAUGCAGUAACAGAAAAGUCCAGCUUCUCUGACAUCUCCUCGUCAAAAUACAAGAAAUCUCGUUCUCUCUCCACCCCAGUGGCCAUUACAGGUGAAAUGUCAUUCGCCCUCAACAGAGUUUAUGAGCGGGAUAGAGUUGCCAAGGAGGAGACUGUGCAUCACAACCCUGUUAAGUCUAUUCUGAAGAAGAGUGUCACAAUGCUGCACACUCCGUCUGCUGUUUAUGAAUAUAGUGAUGCUGGAGGAGGAAAUCUUCACCAGAAUAAAGUCAAUGCCAUUUUCCAAGCUGCCAAAAAGGAUCUGCUUCAGGUCAUCCAAAUACAGGACCACACUCUGCUGGAGGGCAGGGUGAAUCUUCGCCAGGUCAAAGCUGGCACUGUAGUGGGCCAUCAAGGAGACCAGGACGUGAGUGUGGCCUUUGUCAUCUCAGGUUCGCUCCACGUUUACCAGCGUAUGAUUGACCGCGAGGAGGAGACCCUGCUGUUUGUCACCCACCCGGGCGAGAUGGUGGGUCACCUGGCUGUUCUCACAGGCGAGCCCCUCAUCUUCACGGUCCGAGCUCACAGAGACUGCACCUUUCUCUCCAUAUCCAAGGCUCAUUUCUACGAAAUGAUGCGUGAGGAGCCCAGGGUAGUGUUGAAUGUAGCUCACACUGUGGUGAAGAGGGUGUCGCCAUUUGUCAGACAGAUCGACUUCGCCCUGGACUGGAUGGCUGUGGAGGCUGGCCGUGCUGUCUACAGACAAGGAGACAAGUCAGACAGCACCUUCAUCGUCCUCAGCGGCCGACUGCGCUCUGUCAUAGCAAAGGAUGACGGAAAGAAGGAGCUGGCUGGAGAGUAUGGUCGUGGUGACUUGAUAGGCGUGGUUGAGGCCCUGACACACAUGAACCGAGCCACCACGGUUCACGCUGUCAGAGACUCUGAGCUGGCCAAACUACCGGAAGGAGCUCUGAACUCCAUCAAGAGGAGGUAUCCUCAAGUUGUCACCAGGCUCAUUCAUCUCCUGGGACAGAAGAUCUUGGGCAACAUGCAGCAGGUCAACGGACCACUGGCCGCAGCUCGUAGUCUGGCUCUCAACGCCCCCACCAGCAAGUGGGAUGCUGGGAAUCCAGCCUCCAACCUUUCUACUGUGGCCAUCCUGCCUGUUUCCGAGGAGGUUCCUCUCACUUCCUUCACUCUUGAGCUGCAGCAUGCGCUCGGUGGCAUUGGUCCCACUCAACUCCUGACAAGUGACAUCAUCAAACAGCGACUUGGCUCUGCUGCUCUGGACAGUGUCCACGAGUAUCGUCUGUCCAGUUGGCUCGGGCAGCAGGAAGACAUCCAUCGCAUUGUCCUCUACCAGUCUGACUCCUACCUCACGCCUUGGACCCAGCGCUGCAUCCGCCAAGCUGACUGCAUCAUCAUUGUGGGACUGGGUGAGCAGGAGCCCACCGUGGGCGAGUUGGAGCGAAUGUUGGAGGGCAGUGCAGUCCGGGCCCAGAAGCAGCUGGUGUUGCUGCACAGGGAGGAUGGCCCACCGCCCAAAGGGACAGCCGAGUGGCUGAACAUGCGGAGCUGGAUCUCCAGACACCAUCAUCUGUCCUGCCCCCGCAGGGUGUUCUCCAAGCGCAGUUUACCAAAACUGAUAGAGUUGUACCAGCGAGUGUUUGAAAAAUGCCCAGAUCGUCAUUCUGACUUCUCCCGUUUGGCCAGGAUCCUGACGGGAAACAGCAUCGCCCUGGUACUUGGUGGAGGGGGCGCCAGAGGUUGCUCUCAGGUCGGCAUCCUGCGGGCGUUGAACGAGGCGGGGAUCCCCAUCGACUUGGUGGGAGGGACCUCCAUCGGGUCCCUAAUGGGAGCGCUGUAUGCCGAGGAGAAGAGCUACAGUCGCAUGAGGGUCAGGGCUCGUGAAUGGGCCAUGGACAUGACCUCUUACUUUAAGAAGAUUUUGGAUCUGACAUACCCAGUUACCUCCAUGUUUUCUGGAGCUUCCUUUAACUCCGGCAUUAGUUCUGUCUUCAAGGGCAAACAGAUAGAGGACCUGUGGCUAUCGUACUUCAACAUCACAACAGAUAUUACAGCUUCCUCCAUGAGAGUUCACACUGACGGCUCGUUGUGGCGUUAUGUCAGGGCCAGUAUGUCACUUUCUGGUUACUUGCCCCCCCUCUGUGACCCUAAAGAUGGGCAUUUACUCAUGGAUGGUGGCUACAUCAACAACCUACCUGCUGACGUGGCUCGCUCCAUGGGGGCCAAGGUUGUGAUUGCAAUUGAUGUUGGAAGCCGGGAUGAGACAAACCUCACCAACUAUGGGGACUCCCUGAACGGCUGGUGGCUGCUGUGGAAGCGAUUCAACCCACUGGCUGAGAAAGUCAAGGUCCUGAACAUGGCAGAGAUCCAGACCCGACUUGCCUACGUUUGCUGUGUGCGACAGCUGGAACUGGUCAAAGACAGUGAGUACUGCGAGUACAUUCGACCGCCCAUCGACCACUACGGCACUCUAGAGUUUGGCAAGUUCGACGAGAUCGCUGAGGUGGGAUACCAGCACGGGAAGACGCUGUUCAACGUAUGGCAGCGCAGCAGGGUGGUGGACAGUAUGCUGAAGGAUAGACAUCAGGAAGAGUUCCACAAGACCAAACCUGGCCAUGUGGUCACCUGCCCGAAUGCCUCCUUCACAGACCUGGCGGAGAUUGUGUCGAGAAUAGAACCCGUGAAGAAUGCCUUAAUCAAUGAGGAACUUUCUGAUGAGUAUCAGACAGACUAUGAUGAGGAGGCAGUGGAAAGCGCACUGUCCGACUUUGAGGUGUUCACCCCCGGCAGUGAGCAAACAGAGGGAGAGGAGACGGCAGACACCGCUGAAACGGAUGAAGAAGUUCAGAUCCGAGGUUGACUCUCCCGAAGACUGCUUCACAUAAUCUUACGACGUAGCAUCCUUUAAGGCUGCGACUAGCUGCCAGGGCUACUGCUCCACAACACACACACGUUUAAAUGAAGUCUGCAUUUGCAUUACUGACAUACUGCUGGAUACUUGCAUCCAGUGAACUAGUGAACAGUGAACUAGGUAUCAUGCACAGUGACUUGCGCAAGGAAACUUUGGCCGAACACGAAACUGUUGAUGAAUGCUAUGAAUUUAACCUAAUUAGCAAACCAGCUAGUAAUAGAGGAUAGUUUAAUUGUGUCAAGAACUCCGGUGUGUCUUUUAGAAAGUUUCUGUGAUUUUAAAAGUUCAGUGACAACAACAUGGGUUUCCACUUGUCAUGGAAAUCUGGAGACACUGCGUCUGUGAGACGUGUAAAACAGGGGAAAUACAAAGAACUCCAUCAGUUCUCUUUGGAAAGUCAGGGAGAAGUAUGAGCUAAUGUACAGGAAGACAGCUUUGUUUUGCUUUUCUCACACAUUAAUUAAAUUGUAUUGUUGGAAAGAUUUAAGAAAUUGUACUCAUGUCCUGCAUAAAUGCACUACAGUUUUUCAACAUAAUAUUUCAUCCUAAGCAGUGUCACUUUUUCGAACAGUAAUAAGACAAUAAGUUCAGAGCCAUGAAGCAGUAUAGUGCAUGUUUACAUGUAAGUUAAAACAGUAAAUAUGUUUAUUUUUCUUUCAUUUCUGUAGGAUGAUGAAAGGAUUUCAAGCAGAGCCAUGUGCACGCUACAGGUGUGACAAAAUUAUGUGAACAGUGACUAAUAAACUGGAAAUUAAUGUAUUUCUUACACAUA